This is a messenger RNA of Durusdinium trenchii, 2298 nucleotides long. The record is from the annotation of a GenBank genome assembly. NCBI's taxonomy places the organism in Eukaryota, Dinophyceae, Suessiales, Symbiodiniaceae.
AUGCCCUUGGCAGAACGGCAAGGAGAACUUCUGGCGGAGGACGAGUUGGCUCUACAUGGCAUGCAUGAUGCCUACAACGACCCCAUGGCCAUCGAUGAAGCAGCAGGAGAAUAUCGACGACGGCAUCAGAUCCGUGAGCGAGCUCGACAGAACAACGGAACAGUCUACGUGGGCAUGAGGACUAGGCUCUGGCGAUGCUCCCGGGAACAACUUCGAGCUGCCCUUCCUAGCGAGCUUUUGGGCCGAGAUCUCAUCUCCAAUCCUGAGCUGGGAGAACUACUUCGACAGGUUGUCUCUGGAACACAUGCAGGAACAGUUGAUGUCUCUCGAGAAGGACCUCCCACAGGAGAAGAGGCUUAUGGUCCAGUCCAACGUGAAGAGGAGGGCAUUCCCCUUGGACAUCCGGUGGAAGUCUCCAGUGCAAGAGGACCUGGUGCGUCCGAUCAGUCAGAACACAGUGGACCAUCCUCGAACGAGUCCGGCCAGUCUCAGUGGAUUCCUCCAGGGUUGAUACCAAACAUCACCCCAGCACCACGGCAACAGCUUCCUCCAGUUCCGGAGGAUGAAGAUCUCGACCUCCAGGACUCACUCCAGUACCGUCCAGACGACAGUCAAUCAAUGAACCAGCCUCGGAGCCUCCAACUAUGGCACCGGCAGAAGACUAUGACAUCAAUGAGCUACUCCGCGAAGUUUCUGCCGACUCCGGCGCAAGCCCAGAGGUCAUUCCGGAGCCCCCCCAGCAAAGUUGCCAGAACAGACAGCCUGGAGGAGACGCACACUAGAGCUCCUGGAACACCAGUCGAUCGACUACUCAGCCGUAUCCCGAGAGAGCUAUCUCCAGAACAUCAUCCAGCAGCAGCUUCGUCCUCUUUGACACCGGCUGAAGAUUUGGGGUCCGAUGGGCGAGUCUCGCGUCAGGUCUCCGAGUUCGAGAAUCUCCGCCAGAACUAUUACUGCCGCAACGUGAUUCCCGAGGACCACGACCACCAGGAAUGGAGCGGCUCCUUCUUCAACUACCAGCUCGGAGACCAGAUCCUGACAGUGAGCUCGGAGGGGUCCUGGAACUUCAUGGCAAAGCGAAAUGAUGAGAUCUCCCUCAAGGACCUGACUGCCGAGGAGAGGGUUCUCUUUGACGAAUCCGACGAUGUGGAGUGGACGGCAGUGGAGAAGACGGGCACCAUCAAGGUUCUCAUGGGCAAGGAGGCGAACGACAUGAGAAAGAAGUAUCCUGAUCGAAUCCUCUCCUCAAGGAUGGUCAGGAGAAAGAAGCCGCAGCCGGAGCUACACUCGUGGAAGGCCAAGAGAGCGCUCAUUCAGAUCGUGGUCCCGGUGUACGGGCUAGAUGACGUCGAUGACUUCAUUGUGGCGGCUACGCCGGCUCACUAUGAGGCCUUGCGUAAGUCAAUGACAGAACGGUUCCACUUCGGGAAGUGGGAGAAGGGUGAGGAGGAGUUCCAGGCACUUCGCUCCUUGGUCUUUAAGAUCAACUGGGUUGGAAGAGAGAGUCGACCAGAAGCUGCGGGCAUUGCCUCACUGAUGGCCAGUCGCCUCCCAAGAGCGACCAUUGGGGAUGUGAUCAUCGUGAAUCGGUUCGUCAACUUCCUCAGGUCGACAGCAGAGCGCCCCAUGAAGAUCUGGCGUUUCCAUCCCGAGGAGAUGUGCUUCAUCGCUGUCUCUGAUGCGGGCGGCAUUAACAUGCAGGGCACGGACCUGGUGGAUGCAGAGGGCUUGCCUAUGGAUGCAACUCAGGGGGCGUGGAUGGUCCUGACUGCGGGGGCUCUUCCGCAAGGGAAGGCAGCAGUACGGGCCUCACCAAUCACCUGGCGCUCCUCUCGCCUCAAGCGCAAGGUGUUUUCUACGUUUGGUGGGGAGACGCAGGCGAUGCUGCAGGGCGUGAACGAAGUCGACUGGCUUCAGGAACUGUUUGAGCCCACACAUGCUGGUGAUGCGGGGGCGAAGUCGCUGUUUGACUGCUUGCUCAGGGAGAACCCCAGUGGGAAGCAGGACAGAAAGAGCGCCUUGGAGCUUGCCAUCAUCCUGAAGGACCUCCAGGAGACACGCUCGAUGGUGCGAUGGGUUCCGCACCAGAAGAUGCUAGUGGACAGCCUCACUAAGCUGGACCCCCUGAAGGCGAACGACGCUUUGCACCAGUUCUUGCGCAGCGGCUGGCUGAGUCUCGUAGAUGUACAGGAGGAGUUGACUUGCCGGAAGACGGAUCCGGCAUACAAGUGACGCAGCCAUCAUGCGUCCCAGCAGCGACUGCUGUCCGAAUACCAGCAGCAGUUGACUGAGUUCUUG